AUCGGCUCUGGCGCGGCGCCGGUGCGCUUUCGCUGGCGCCAGCGGGCACCCCUCUUCGUGCGUGGUGAGCGGCGGGGCGCCGCCGACCAGAGAGGGGCACAGCCAUUGGUACGACCAUCCUGGGACCGUGCUGGUGAACCCAGCGAACACUUGGUCGAUGAUGACGCAUUGGGGCAGGGGUCGUCCUGGCGCGGUGCACCUUACGCUGCCGCCAGACCUGCUGCGCAUGAACCACUACGUGGACCUGCUGGGGGCGCCGCGCUGCCUUCGGGAGCCGUCUGCUGGGGGGGACCAGCCGUGCGAUGUUUUCGACAACUCGAGCGCGUGGAUCGGCGACGUGAUGGUCAGAAAGGCUGGGCCCGCGCCCUCGGAGGCCCCGGCGCCGGCGGCGCUCACGGCGGCAGCGCCCGAGGCCGUCGCGCCGGACAUCGGGGCAGGCGAGCACGCCGCCCGCCCCCUGCUGGUGAUGGUGCCCGGGCACGGCAGAGCCUCACGCUCCGCGACGCUGCUCGGCAGCCUGUCGACCAUCUUGGCGGGGCCGUGGCCGACUGGCGGCCAGCCGCGCUGUCUGGCGCCCGGCUGCCUGGAGUUCCUGGAGUCGGCGGACGUGCGCGAGCUGCGGGCAAAGCUGGGCUGCACCGUGGAGCGCCGGCCCAGCGGCAUGUUCAUGGAGUUCCUGGCAGACCCGGCGGCGGCGGCCGCGCUGCGAAGGGUCGGGCCAGAAUUUGUCAUGCUACUCCUGGACGACAUCGCGCUCGCGCACCCGACGCACCCGGUGGAAACGGCGACGCUGCUGGACGUCAUGCGGCGCAACCGCCUGGACGUGGCCUCCCCCGCGUUGGUCGGCACCCACCUGAGCUACGACGGCAUGCGCCCGGCCCACCUGCGACGCCUCGGGGCGGCCGGCCGGCUCGUCAGCUUCCUCGAGUGGCAGGCGCCCGUGUUCACGCGGGAGGCUUUCGAGGUGCUCUGCCGCAUGGUGCGCCCGCGGUUGUCGCGCUCGUGGGGCUACGACGAGCUCUUCCCCGGCGCGUUCCGAGCCAAAAUCGGCAGGGCCCCGCGCAUGGCCCUGAUCGAUUCCAUGCACGCCACGCACACCGGGCCCUGGCUCGCCAGCACCACCAUGCGGGAGGAGGAGGUUUACCGCGAGGAGCAAGCGCUGGUGUCGUUCUACCUCCGCAGUUUCAACAUCUCCCCCGAGCCCAUCCGGAUGCGGCGCGGCUACGUGUACUGA
Messenger RNA from Prorocentrum cordatum, 1234 nucleotides. NCBI's taxonomy places the organism in Eukaryota, Dinophyceae, Prorocentrales, Prorocentraceae. The record is from the annotation of a GenBank genome assembly.